CGACAGGUCUCCGGUGCUGGCGAUCAUGGCGCUCUUGGAGGUGUGCGGAGCCUCCCGAGGGCAGCGCGAAGACUGGGCUCUCCCCGGCGUGGGAAGCAGGCACCGGUCGGACGUGGGACACUACAGUUUCUCUAAGCGAUCUCCGGAGCUUGCCCUCCCCCGGGGAAUGCAGCCAACUGAAUUCUUCCGGUCCCUGGGUGGGGACAGAGAAAGGAACGUUCAGAUUGAGAUGGCCCAUGGCACCACCACGCUGGCCUUCAAGUUCCAGCAUGGAGUGAUUGUGGCAGUGGAUUCCCGGGCCUCCGCUGGGAGCUACAUUGCCAACUUACGGGUGAACAAGGUGAUUGAGAUUAACCCUUACCUGCUUGGCACCAUGUCUGGCUGCGCAGCUGACUGUCAGUACUGGGAGCGUCUGCUGGCCAAGGAGUGCAGGCUGUACUACCUGCGGAAUGGGGAACGAAUCUCAGUAUCAGCAGCCUCCAAACUGCUUUCUAACAUGAUGUGCCAGUACCGGGGCAUGGGCCUCUCCAUGCGCAGCAUGAUCUGUGGCUGGGACAAGAAGGGUCCUGGACUCUACUAUGUGGAUGAAAACGGGACUCGGCUCUCAGGAAAUAUGUUCUCCACUGGUAGUGGGAACACUUAUGCCUAUGGGGUCAUGGACAGUGGCUAUCGGCCUAAUCUUAGCCCUGAAGAGGCCUAUGACCUUGGCCGCAGGGCUAUUGUUCAUGCCACCCACCGAGACAGCUAUUCUGGAGGAGUUGUCAAUAUGUACCACAUGAAGGAAGAUGGUUGGGUGAAAGUGGAAAGCACAGAUGUCAGUGACUUGAUGCACCAGUAUCGGGAGACCAAUCAGUAAUGGUGGCAGAGCUGGGCAGGUCUCUUCUGGGAGAGCCUUGCCGACUCAGGAAACUGGGUCAGCUUAAGCUCCAGGAGAAGGAGGGGCCUAACCUGAGCCCAGAGAAAUUGGCUUGUUGGCCAGUGGGAGCUGGCAGGGUUUUCCUCCUUCUGUAUGUUCUUUAUUUCAGAGAGCACCUCGCCCCCACCCUGCAUCUUCUGGGUGUCCCAUUAAGCACAAUAAAGGAAAACAGUUAUAAAUGA
Molecule: messenger RNA, 1098 nt
Organism: Trichechus manatus latirostris (Florida manatee)
Lineage: Eukaryota; Metazoa; Chordata; Mammalia; Sirenia; Trichechidae
Gene: PSMB8
Product: proteasome 20S subunit beta 8
Exons: 6
Coding region: 26-856 (276 amino acids)
Cellular component (GO): proteasome core complex
Molecular function (GO): threonine-type endopeptidase activity
Source: RefSeq, a predicted model, not a curated record